CCGCUCUACCUCUUCACUCCUGCAAAAAUGUUCUACGUACUUUUUGUUGUGAUUCUUUUCUUAGUUCUCUUACUGAUACUUCGCACUGUAUAUGUUCUGAAGAAAAAAAGAAAUCAAGGUUCUUUGGACAGGAGAAAGUCAGCUAAAGUAAUGGUGGUUGCCGGCUCAGGUACACUUAUCCAGAAGUACCACAAGUGCUUUUCCUUCGCAAAUAUGAAUUAGCUAAUUAGCAGAAUUUUUGUUUUAAUUUUUAUUUAUAUUUAAAAUGAACAUGGAUUCUAGAGAUGAAUGUGUCUGCAUGUAUGUGUAUUUCGAUCACAGCCAGCUUAAGCGCAAUUUCUCCUUGGAUUGAUCAUUUGAUACAAUGGUGGCAAGAUUCCGCACAGUCCCAUAUUUAGUAUGCAUUAAUAUUUCUUGGAUAAAAAGGGCAAUGGCAAUAGGUUGCCUUUGUGACUACAGCUUUGUUUAGAGGUUGUACGGAAAUCUACCCCAUUCUCCUCAAAAUUUGAGGAUGAGAACUAAAAAAUUACCUAAUAGAAAAUGUCCUCUUUUUCUUUAUCGCCUUCCUUUCAAAGAUAUUUUUUUAUCAACAUUAACAAUACCUCCAUUGUUAUGAAAUAGGUUGUUGUUCAUCGUGGUAGCUGGAUGAUGAUAUAAAUUUGUUCUGUUGUCUCACGACAAAGUCACUAGAUGAAGCUGAAGAUGCAAUCUACAUCUAGUAACUUGGUUGUGAGACAAAUUAUAUCAUCAUUACAUCCAUUAUUUUGAUAUAGCGUCAGAUUCUUAUAAAAGGCCAAAAAAAAAAAAAAAAAAAAGUAUAGUCAGCUUUUGGGAGAGCCAGUUAUCAGAUUAGGUUUUGAAAAGCUUAUAUUUACACUCAGAACUUGAUCCAGUGGCUCAGAUGCUCUACUAUUGUAUUAUAAAUGAUUCAAAUACAUUCAUGAUAAGUACUAAAAGUAAGAAUUUAAGGGGUAAGUUUUAAAAAAAACUGUGGUGGCCUGUAUUGGUAAGGGAUAUUACAGGAUAAUUUGGCUUUAUCUACCAAGUUGAUAAUGUAAAGAUCACUGUAAAGAUUUUCUAAAGCUGAUGUCUCGAGUGCGAUAAUGAAGGGCUAACACUCACAAAAUCAGCUUUGUAAACUCUUUAUGGAGUCCGGGUUACAUACAUGAACUUUAUCAACACAGUUGAUAGGACCCUUUUAUCUAGAUGAUUAAGCCUUCACUCUCCCUCUGUCUUCCAAAUUGAUCAUGUUUUCAUUUUUGUAGGUGGUCAUACUUCAGAGAUGCUCAGACUUAUGGGCUCACUGUCUUCUUGUUAUCAACCAAGGAUCUAUAUUGUUGCUGAGACUGAUAAAAUGAGUGAAGACAAGAUUAAUAGUUUUGAAAAAUCUAAGAAGAAGGAAGAUGAGGAUAAAUCAGGGGUACAUGUUAACACCUCUCCAUAAUUCUCUCUCUCUCUCUCUUCUUAAAGUUAAGUUUUCAUAUUUUUUUAUUGAAUGAAAAUUGACACACAUUUUUCUUUCCUAAGACUCUUUCCUUUACUUCUUUUCACAGUUCAAAAUAGUUAAAAUUCCCCGAAGUAGAGAAGUGCAUCAAUCAUGGCUUUCUUCAAUCUUUACAACUUUGAAUGCCUUGACUUUUUCAUUUCCUGUUGUAUUGCAAGAGAAACCAGAUUUGGUGAGUACAUAUAAAUAUUUCCUGCCAUUGAAUAAGAUUUCCUGUUCAAGCAAAGAGGCUUUGUCACAUUUGUCACUUCCUACAUUCCUGGCUGUAAAUGCUCCUGAUUUCAAUGUGGUCUGUUUUGGCAGCAGUCCAGGCUUUCCCUGCUCUUCACCUAACCCUUUGACACUAAAUUCUCCUUAAAAUAUCACCCUUUGAAUCCCAUUAAGGUCACAAGAAUAAAGGAAAUGAUCACCAACUAAAGAAGGUCUUGAUUGUGAAACAGAUUCUCCUUGUCAGCACCUUAGGAAAUGUAUAGAGAAAAGUGUGGAGAAUAUGCAUACUGAUGUUUGGGUGUAAAAGGUUAACAAUCAAGCUAUCCAGUAUGUUUGAAUAUUCUUCUUAUUGUAAUGCGCAGAGAGGAACCACUGAGUGCCUUUGUCUCAGGUUUUUUUUCUUUGUAGAUUCUUUGUAAUGGUCCAGGAACAUGCAUUCCAAUUAAUGUAGCAGCAUUUGUGUUAAAAGUAAGAAAACUUUGUUUUACCUCUACUUGUGUUAUUUGUCAAUAAGAGGAUGUAAUUUUUGUGAUAACAAGUAAUUUAUACUUUCUCUUGGAAAUUCUUGAAUGUAGUGAAAUGUUGAGUAGGAAGCUGUGAAUCAAAAUUUUUUUUUAACGUUUAGUAGUCAGCAUACAACUAAACAUUGUUUUGGACUGAUAGUAAAAUCAUCUUGGUUUUGUGUUUUUGUUUGUUUUUUUCCAGAUUUUUGGUGUAAGGGAUAUUACGAUGGUGUUUGUUGAGAGCAUUUGCAGAGUAAAGACAUUAUCACUAUCUGGGAAAAUCAUGUACUGCUUUGCAGAUUAUUUUAUUGUUCAAUGGCAACAGCUCCAAACAAUUUUUCCCAAGUCCAUUUACCUUGGACAGCUGGUGUAGUAGUGUGAAGCCUUCAUUUAACUAAAGGCUGGGACUUGUGAUGACGGUACCAUACUUGUAACAGAAUUAUACAAAUUAAAUUAUAUUUAUAAGUUGCUAAAAAAUGGAAACUGUCAGUAGUAAAUUUAUUGGUGAAUUGUAAUAUUUGAAAAAGCUAAUACCAAUAGGGGAAAAUAAACUUAUGCUAAUGCUGUUGUACUUGAUGCACUUCAGGGUCACUUGGUAAGCCUCGGUGUAUCCCUUUUCACUCCUCUGCGCCCAAAAGUUGGUAGGCUGGAUUCUGGGUUGAAACACAGCAGGGUCACAGUUUUGUAUUCUUGAGUAUAUUUGAAUCACACAGUACCUCUCUUUAUGCAGAGGUGUAAAUGGGUACCAGUCAACUGUCCACAGGUGGUAGGGGUAUUGUAUGUCUCAACUUUGCUGAUACAUUGAGGCCACUUUAUUGGACAUUUUUGAACUAAUAUCUUCAUUGACUCAGUAAUUAUAACAAAACUAUUAUCUGAUAAGAAGCAACAGGCUCCCUAAGAACAAUUGUGAUUAUGAGAAAAGAAAAGCUAACAAAUUGGGGAAAUUUAUCCAUUCAUUCCUCGAGCUGGUGGUGUGACAUGUCAAUUUUUCACGUUUCUAAACUAAAAAAAAAGAAAAUCUUUGAAAGGAUUGAUAGGGAAAGGGAAAGAAAAGGGUAGAGCCUAAGAAAGGAUGUCCUUUGGCUGUCGUCAUAAAAAUUUUAUUUUUCCUCCACUCCAAUCCACUGUUGAAAACGGAAGCCACUUUAUCCUAUAAGCUUUUGUUUGCGUGACUGACCGGAAAUGCCAAAUCUCUAAGGAUGCGGUCCCUUCCAAAUUUGGCAGACGAUCGAUGACGUAUAGCUUCCCUUUCAACUUCAGCGGCUGAAAGAAGUUGCUGACCAAGCGGUGUUGAAUCAAAUAAUUUUUUUAUACAUUGCCUCCCCAUAAACACCACAAGACGGCGUCUAUUGGUAAGUAAGUGAGUGUAGAUCUAUUAGCACCGGUAAUGAUGCGUGUGUGAGUUUUGGCUUGUUUACGUGAUCGCCACAGCUGGGUUUAUGAAUUGGCACCGUAGCAGGAAUAGAAAUUGGGAAAGCUCUAAAAUAUUGAAAGCUAACUUCAGCGUUAUGUUCCGCAUUUGUGUUACUGUGGACAUUUCGAUUUCGAAACGUACAGAUGCAAUUAAUUUCUUUAAUUAUGUGUUUAAGAUGGCUGUCGUAUUUUUCGCCUUAAAAUAAGCUUGUCAAUCUAAAAUAUUUUUUGAAGUAGAUAGUCUAAGCAAGCUUGUGGUCUUAAACUGAACCGGGUUUUUCGCUCAAAGUGAUGGAUCAACGUUAUAUUUGAACUCGAUAUCUAACAGCCUACCCACAACAAAGAGUGUUUGUGUCAGAAAUUGUUGCACAAUCGCUUGCUUAAUUUAUUAUCAGUUCUGUGUGAGCGUUUGUCGUAUUUCGAUAUGAUUACAGUUUGAAUUAACACAGUUGGUGGUCUGAUCACGUUUAAAGUAAAUUUUUGAAAAUAAUUUCGAUAGGCCAUUAAUUUAGCUAAAUCCUUACUCUGUGUUUAUUGUAUUCCAUUAACAUACCCUUUUUUAUCUGAAUACGAAAUUAUUAUAAUUUUUUUAAGUACGAAAAUAUUUGUGUUUUUUUUAAUCUGGGAUAAAUUUAAACUUGCAUUCCGCACCAACAAGCAUUUCCGCUGCAAUUGGCCCUGAUCACGAAUUUAGGGAAAUCAAAAUCACGAACCUGCCUUGGUCGGCGAAAAAUAAAUUUUUUUUCGUAGUUCACUAUUUAUUGAUUCUUAAAGUUCUGCAUGUGAUAAUUGAGAUCUGCUACUCUCUACACUUAAAGACAGGCUAGUCAUCUUUUAACUUUAUACAAUCUGCAAGUAUAAACUUGCCCACCAUUCAUGAUAAAGAAUACAUGACUACAAUUUUGACACCAAAUUUUUCUGUUUAAGAGAUGUGUAGAUCUUGGUGUAUUUCCACGUGCCAAUUGCAUUUCAAUAUUUUAUAACCUGUAAAUUUGAAUAAGCUGAUUGUAUUUGCAAAUUAUCUGUAUUUGCUGAAAUAUUUACGAUUUUUGGUGUUCAUAAGAGGUCAGUUCCUAAAGAGUCCACAAUCCCCAUGAUAGCAACAAGCAAUGCUUAGAUCCAAAGGUUUGUAUUUUUGACAUUUACAGAAAUCCAUCGACCCGUAUGUUGAUCUUUAAACAAACAAAUGUUAAGUAAACAUUUUAAAUAAGAUCACAGCUGUAAGUUCAGCUUGUAUUGAUUGAGGGUAAGAUUCUGUCAGUGGUAAUGAACUACUUUAAGGUUUUAACAAUCCACAAGAAAAUAUAUCAUGUUUUUCUGUUGGAUUAAGCUAUUUCUUAAUCUUAGUACUCUCAACAAAAUAGAGAAGUGAUAAUUUUGUCAGAAAUUACAUCUGUGUUAAGUAUGUUUUUGAAGAAGUAUUCGUGACUAAACAUUACAGUGAGCAAGACUUCAAUACCUAUUUGAUAUUUCUCUUCAAACUGUAGGCUUUAUUAGUUUAGAGUAUUAUUUCUUAGUUUCUCAGAUGCUCUGAACACAACUCUUAAAUUUCUAGCAAGUGUAAGCCCCUAAGAGUGACUAGCAUCUAAUUUUUCUUUACAAUAUCACUACUGAAUCACACAUUAAUGUCAUGAGAAUAAAGGAAAUGAUCACCAACUAAAGGAACUCUUUGACUGUAAGACAAAUUCUCCUUAUCAGCACCUUAGUAAAUGUACAGAGAGGGGUAUGGAGAAUACAAAUACUGAUGUUAGGGUGUAAAGGGUUUAAUGGGGAUCCUCAGUCUUAGUUGUGCAUGUUUUUCUCCUCUUCUCCCAGAAAAGAAUUAAAGUGAGCUCAAAUUUUUCUGUUUUUCAUUUUGUUUAAGAAGCAGGGAACAUAGCAUUAAAAGCCCAAAUACAGGAUAGUUAGGGUGUAUAAACCUGGAAAUAUUUUGUUCUUUAAAUACUAAAUUUGUAUUAUUUUAUAUGAGUCACAAUUUCCAACUCUAUUUCAUUGCAUUUCUCCUUCUAAAGACUUAAUUUCUUGUCACCUUUUUGGAACUUUUUUGAUGAAAAUUUCACUGUAACUUGCAAAAUAACAAUCCCUAUUAAAAUUAUUUUAUUUAUAUUUGUCUUUUUGGGGAAACCCUCAACCAAAAACUAAAAUGCAGUUUAAAAUGGUCACACUGUAAAAAGAUGAAGCUAAUGAUGUGGAUUGAGUAAAAAACAACAACAAGGCAUGCAACAACAGCAACAACAUCAGAAAAAAAAUUAAAUAUUGUUACAAUGAAAUCACAUGGAAUCAUGUGCAUGCUUUAUCGAAAGACCAAAACUAUACAGAGUAAUCAUAUUAUUUUCUUAAUUAUAUCAUGAUAUUUCUACUACUUAUUUUGAUUGGUUUUUAUGAUUGAUUGGUUUUUAUGAUCUAUUGAAGGACAGACAUAUUUUGGCUUUUUGAUGAGGCAAAUAGAUUGGGUUUUAGGAUCUAUAUCAGUGACAAGGACUGAGACAUAUUUUGUUUGUACUAUAUUUUGAUGUCAUCAGGGCUGUGAUCUAUUUCAGAACAUACGCAUAUAUGGUAACACUGAAUUAAUUUCCUAAACACAUACACUAUCAAAAAAACUCUAUUUUUUGUUGCCUACAGUACAUACUGUACUGUAGAUUACACCUUUUCUCUAGAUAGAUUGUGCCUGAUCUUUCCUUCUUUUCCCUCUACACUGUAGAUUCCCGUCCUCUUCACAGAGGCUCCCCAAUGGCUUCACCCCACAGAAACUCUCCUGUAUCCUUUGCACAUAGCCCUUACCAAAGUGAAAGUGACAGCAGCAUUGCUAGACGACAGUAUCUUUUUGCUGAUGUUGCGCACAGCAAGGAUCUGGUCACUGCCCUGAAGUCAUUGCGUGGAGAUGAGGACUUGUGUGAUGUAGUACUGAAGGUGGGCAGUACCAGUAUAUCAGCUCACAGAGUUAUCCUGGCUGCAAGUAGUCCAUAUUUCAAAGCUAUGUUUACUGGUGAGUCAUGCUUAAUAUGGUAAAUUUUGCUAUCAAAGGUUUCAGUUUAAGGUCAUCUGCUUCCUCUAUACCACUUCACACAAUCAUCUAUGCUGGGCAAGGUGCCAGAGUUGCUGAUAAACCUUCCACUGUGUUCUCUCAGGAAAUUGAAAUAGCUUUGCUUGCCUUAUUAACUGGGAACUUGAUCUCCAAAUUAUUGCUUUAUUUUGCCUUAAGAAAUAGACUGAAUAAAUGAAAGGGGUAUAAGGGAACACAAGAUAUUGUUCAGCUGUGUUCCAACUGUCAUCUGGUAACUUGGGUAAUUCACUGCUCAGUUGUUUAAUAAUUGCAUAUACAAGGUAUUUCUCAUAAUUUUCUUGGAAUGCAUGCCCUCUUGCUGCCCUCAAGAUUCUGGCAGUCCUUUAGAGCCCCCUUGUAUAGUCGUCUUGUUUUAUCUUUGGUAAACUCCUAUUUGUGUAUAUGUAGGUAAUGACAUGAUUUUGAUUUCAAUUUGGUGCAAAUAAACACUAGUAAAUUUUUCAAAGACAACAAAAUUGCACAAGCCCAUAGGGUGAGUGCAAUUUGUAGUCUCUUAGUAGUAGUCUGCUACUAAAUUGGUGCUUGACAUAUUCUGUCGCUAAGUGCAGUUGUCUGUGACAGGGUUUCCUCAUUCACUCUGAUGAAGGGCCAUUGCUUGAAACGUCUGCUUUGAAACUCUUUGCAGUGGCCAAUUUACCUGAUCAACUCAGUUCAUAAAACCAAAAUUAUCUAGUUAUACUCUUCCACCGACGCAGCACCACAGUUUCUUGAGACACUUAUCCACAUUAUUUAUUAGUUUGGAGUAAUUUGCUUCAGUUUGAUGUAAUUUGGUGUAGUUCAGUGCUACAGGGUAAUUUAGUAUUAUCAACUGAGUUGAUAACGUAAAUUGGCAACCGUGGAGAGUUUAAAAGCUGACAUUUCGAGCGUUAGCCCUUUGUCAGAGCGAUAGUUAAUCAUGGUUAGUUCGGUUUUCAAAGGUUGCUGUAGUUUGCUGUGGUUGCUUUAGUUCGAAGAAUAACACCAUUAUUUUUAGGUUUAUCAACUGAGUUGAUCAUGUAAAAUGGCCACCGUAAAGAGUUUCAAAGCAGACGUUUCUAGCAUUAGUCCUUCGUGGGAGCGAAUGACCAAUUCGGUGGCCAAUUUACGUUAUCUAGUUACCCUGUUAUACUCUCCCCCCGACGCAGCACCAUAUUUUUUGUUUAAUUUUUUUUUAACUUAGCCCUUUGUUCAUUUGAAAUUCCCAUCGUUUAUGCAUUCACAGGAGACCUUUCAGAGAGUCGACAAAGCACAGUCACUUUACAAGAACUUGAUGAAGGUGCCAUGGAGGCCAUAGUGGACUUCUUCUAUACUGGCGAAAUCGAUAUCUCAGAGAACAAUGUCCAGGAACUUUUACCAGUGGCUUGUCUUCUACAAGUGCAGUCCGUACAAAAAGCUUGUUGUGAUUUCCUGGAAAGACAGCUGAGCACAGAGAAUUGCCUCGGUGAGUUUUUUCACAAUAGUAUCAUUAGUGACAUGGCAAGUAUUUUGCUUGCCUUAAAAAAAAUUGGUCUGGGAGAGUUUGAGUUGUCGUUUUAUUGGAAUGAUAGAAACAUUCUGCAAACAUGUGGGUUUCAUACUUAAUGUUGAGAUCUUUAACCUUGUACAUCCUCACAUCAGAAUGCACAUUCUCCAUACUGUUCUCCAUACUGUUCUCCAUACAUUUCCAAAGAGGCUGACAAGGAGAAUUUUUUAACAAUCAAGAGCUGCUUUAGUUGGUGAUAAUCUCCUUUAUAUGACUUUAUGUUUGAUUCAGGGGUGAUAUGGUAAUGAGAAAUUAAAUGCCAGUCACUCGCAGGGGCCAAACUUUUUCUUCAAUUAGCUACCACUGAGAGUCAAAUCUCCACCGGUGACGAUUUGAUUCUGACGUUAUGUGUAGCUUGGCGUAUGAAGCUUAAAUCAAAUGAAAGCUAAGAUGUAGUAUAUUGCGACAUGAAACGCGCAUACAAAUAGAGCGAAGUUUACAGAAACGGACUUGGCGUCCUCUCUAUGUUUUAUAAGCACCAAGAAUGUUGACGCAACUUUUAACAUGAGUUUCGUUUUUUAAGAACCCAAUUCAUAAUCAAACCUCUAUAUAUUUCAUAGCUCGGAUGCAAUUGGAUGAUCGACCACAAUGAAAAUUUCCCGAAUUUAGAUGGCAAAGAAAAUGUCGCACUAAGCGCGCAAUGCCUUGUGGUUGACUAGGAUCCUUUAACAUCAAUCGUAUGCAAGUUUUCCAUAAUGUUCUUCAUACAUUUCACGUGGCACUUGCAAUGAGAAUUUGUUUAACAAUCAAGAGCUUCUUGAUUUUGUAACUAUUACCUUAAAUGGGAGAAAUUAGAUGUUUAUCACUCUUAAAGGGUUCAGGGAACGAACCGAAUCAGAGGAAGCUAAUGACACAAAUUCUAUCUUCGUUGUUGGCUCUUAGGGAUCAGCGCCUUUGCGGAUCGUCAUAAUUGUACAGAUUUGAUGACGUCCUCCGAAUCGUUUGCCCGAUAUUACUUCCUUGAUGUUGUUCAGAGUGAAGAGUUCAUGGAAAUAUCCUCCAAGCAGCUUACACGACUUUUGCGUGAUGAUACGUUGAACACUCAGUCUGAAGAGAGAGUCUUUGAGGCUGUUUUAGCUUGGAUCAAAUUUGAUUUGGAUGGGAGACAGGUGUGUACAUUUAAAUGACUUGCUUUAAGGUUAAAGUUGCUUGGUAACUUUUGUAAACUGUACUAGAUUAUACUAAUAUACUAGACUAUACUAAUGGCCAGUGGCUAGAUUGUUUGAAUUCUGAAUAGCACCCUAACAUCAGUAUGCAUAUUCUUGGCUAAUGAGCAUGUUGAUAUAUUUGCAUGCAUGUUGUUGAGAAAUUCGUGUGUCGUUUAAAAGUUGCCGCAGUUUGAAUUGUAAACACAAAAGUAAGCAAAAUAGGCCAUGUUCAAUAGUUUGUGGCUUAUUCCGUGUUAUAUUAAGAGUAAAAUAAGAAGUAAUCGCAACUUGGCAAUUUACAUUUUUUACCUCCGCAGGCAGUUUGCUUGUUUUUUAGAUCGAAAUGUGAUAUAUUUUCGACUGGCAGUUGUGAUUACUUAAGUUUUGGCCUAUGACACAAUCGAAAAGUAUUGUCUCUUUCUAAGAAGCACAUGUUAAUCCAGAUCAGAUAAAAAAUAAUUGGUCUUCGUUACAGAGUACAGACAUGAAUGUAACAGUAAAUGUGAGCAUUAAGUACAUAACAUGAAUCAAUACCUAUAAGUUGUAAUAGUCGGUAAUCGGGGUUGUUCCUUUGUCUUUUCGUUUUGAUUUUUAGAAAUUUGCUGCUGAAAUCCUGAGCAAUGUGCGGUUUCCUACGCUGUCACCGGAAUUCUUAAUGGAUAGAGUUGCAACAGAGGAAAUUGUUAGAAACAAUAGGGCUUGCAGGUAAAAUCCAUCUUUUUACGUAGAGUAUUCUUCAUAAAAAGUAUGAUGUAAACAUCUGUCGGACAAGUACCUCACGAAAUUCGAACCAUAGCCUAGGACUAGGCCCUCAUUAACAGCGCUACACUACGCGCGUUUCUCCGCCCGCGGGAAGAUUUAAGAAGAGAAGGGAUUGGUUUGCUGGGGAUCUGGCACUAACUAUGGUUUACUGUCAGUCCUCUCGACGGCUCGCAUUGCUCAAGGCCUCAUACUUUCCCGCGGGCGAGAAAACGCUCGAGCCGCAUCGAUAAUAAUUAAAAAUUAUUCCACGAGUGCGCGUUGGGUAUGAGUUGAUAGAUAGCGGGUCGGGUUGGCUGUAAUCAUCUUAUAUCCAAUAAGCGGACUUCUUCUAUAUGAAAACCUGCUAUGUACAGCUGUUUCGAGAAAAGUUAUCAGGAAGAAAGGUAUAUUUAAGAAAAUGAACAACACUUUUAAUAUAAAGUAGUAACAGAACAAUGUAUGCAUUUACAAUAAUGUUACUAUUUUUAUUUCAAAAGUGUCUUUCAUUUUCUUAAAUUCGUUACAUUUCUACUUCUAUCCAGAGAAAAAAGGUUUACAAGUGCACGCGACAACACUGAAAGGUAUUGUAAGUAGUUUUCAGUUCACGGUUCCUUGACCUCAAGAUUUGAAGGAAAUUUGAGAAAAUGCCCCUGUAACGACGGGACAUCGCGAGUUUAAAGAAUUUAAACGUUCAUUUAUUCGAUUUUUGAAAUUUACUGAUUACCGUUUACCCAGAUUACCUUUGCAUAUUUUCGAGUGCACUUUUGUCCUUUUUUCCGUCGACCUUUCUCGAAACAGCUUUAUACAUCGUAAAUGUGCGUCAUUAAAUAUGAGGUAUGCAUCGUAGGACAUCUAUGAACAACGCUUUUGCAAAGGCUCAUUUUCUUUGCAUUUAUUAUUCGUCGAAAUUUUAUUCAGUAACCAUAAUUUCCUUUAGAGGAGGUACAGCAUAGAAGAUUACGAGCCAAUUUCAAUCGCUUAACCAGUUUGCGUUGAAUUGCGUCUCAAAGGCGCAGGUUUUUGACGAGUGUUGGUCGCUAUGACAAACGCGGUCUCAUCCAAAGACUUCGAUCUCGUCAGCUUGAGACGAGAUGCCUUUGUUAAGUCUUUGUUAUCAUUUGUUAAUUGUAUUGUCCUCUCGGUCGGUUUUUCUCUUUUUCUAUCGAAGCACGUUCAAUCUGCACCGUGACAGUUCGAGUGUCAGGUUGAAAUACGUCACAUAAGUUUUUAUAGCUUGUUAAAUGCGGAUAUGACAUUCUUCUUUCAAUUACUGCCACAUCUUGUCCUCUACGCACGAUAGAUGGACGAAUCCAGUAUCCACGUGUCUCCGCUGCCCAAGAUUGUGACCGCACGAAGCGUUUAGCUCUUUUGGUGUCAGAAAGCUCACCCAUACUUACAGACUCAGAGAAGUCAUGGGGCCGCCUCGCGUGACGACCUGUGUGAACCUUUGACUGAAUUUCGUGAGGUUUUCUGAAGUUAAGUAGGUCGAGUACAGCCUCCCUGUGUCUUCUGUGUCUGUAGAAAUAAAGCUUAGGAUUUACGAUAGAGUUCAGUUGAAAGACAAUUUCUGCCCAUCGGAAAACGGAGUUCGCCCGCAUAAAAGGCGAAAUUGGCGAAAAAACGUGUGCAAUGAUUAGAGGUACACUCAAAAUUAGAAGGUCAGCUGUUAAGAGAAACACAGUGAAGGCAAUUCUGCUUUCUUGCCUGGCCUUGAUCAGAGCAUCUACUUGGCUGAUUUGGCGUCGGUUCCCUUUUCGUAUUUCAAUAUAAAUCUUGAAGUAAAAAUACAGUUUCAGAAUCUCGCCAAUGAACCAGACAAUGCUGAAGACGAUGUCCAGAACGUGAAAGGCCUGAUCAGAAACACCAGCUGCUUGUAAUGCGAUAUACAAUGUAGAUCCUGUGAAGGCUGCUAUCCAAGCGAGUACCGCGAAUCUCUUUAAGCGUCGUUUUGUAACUAUACAGUUGUACUCCAUACAUUUUACAAUCGCGACAUACCUCUCCCAACCUAAUAAAAUUAAGUGAUAGUACGAAGCAGCAUAACCACUGUACAUGACUAAGACAGUUAUGUCAACCAUAGAACAUGUAAUAUUCCGCUCCAAUACAGUUCCUUGUAGGAUUAUCGCAUCAGUAGUAAUGGCCAGUGGCGUAGAAACUGCUCCCUCUAGGAGAUAAGUGGCGGCCAAACUAGUGAUUAGAAUGUUACAUUUCUUUCGGCGUAAAUCGUUAGUUUUCAGGAUUGCUACGAUCACUAAGAUGUUUAAAAAAAUGGUAAAUAGACAAGUGACGGCGGCGACGGCGAUUGCAAGCUGAAGGGAAGUUUUUUCCUCCAAGUCCCAGACGUGAUGCGGUGCACUUGGACAAAUGAAUACUGUUCGGGGGACGUUUAUGAGCGAAUUUCCAGCGAUACUGGCAUUCAUAUUAAUGACCCCCCAGUGCUGAUGGCUAGGUACUUUGCAGCUAGCUCUAAAGCAUUCGUUGCUUGUCGCAACUGAUUGCGAGAGAACUUUUGUUGAGAAGGCUUUUUCAAGUCUCAUUUCCGACGACCAAGAUCGAAGGUGUUGGAAAGAAAUUUCCUCUCGAGGAUGUUGUCGCGUUUUAUAUGCAAGAAAGAAUAAUGCUCCGGCGAUGAGAAGUUUGCUGCCAAUUAAACAAUUUCAUUUAAGAGUUUCUUCCUUCCCUCUUAAGUGUGUUUUUAGAUUAAUUUUUUUUACGUAAAAAAAAGAAAAUCAGGUCUUGCUCAUUUUCAGUGAAAUCCUGCAAAAAUAUUGGUAAAUUUCUCAUCAGUUAAAAACUGACGAAACUGAUUUCGGUUAGCAGCAAUGGCCAGUAGCGUAGAAACUGCUCCCACUAGAACUAGGAGAUCAUUAGCGGCCAAACUAGUGAUAAGAAUGUUGCGUUUCUUUCGGUGUAAAUCGUUGGUUUUCCGGGAAAUUGGUUCCUCUAAGUCCUAGAAAAACUGCGAUACACCAUAACAAGCCAACUCUGAUCGGGAGGUGUUAAUGAGAGAAUCUCCAUAGAUCUCAUUCUCGUGUUGACCGCGAGAACGGAACCUGAAGGAUUCAUAGCUUAUUGGAAAAUUGUUGCAAAAUCAGCUGUUUACUCUUUUUGAAAAAUCCCUUUCAAAAGAACCAUUUGCGAAGACGGAAGUCACAGAUGUUUUAGGUGAAAUUUUCUUGGAAGUGAAUGAAAUGCUAGCUCAUCGAUGAGAAAUUACAACAUUGGUGAAGCUAAUCAGCGUAAGAAUUUUUCGUAGUUUUCUUUAAAAAAGGGAUUUUAUGCUCAAAAGGCAAAUAAGAUUCUACUCACCAACCCCUUAAUAAAGAGUGUAUUUCAGUAAUUUCAUUAAAUUCAUUGUCUUCACUCCAGAGAAACAAAUCGGGAAGACUUUUGUAAAAAGCGUCCUUGCAUAUAUCUUGACGAAAAUUUUAUCGUAUUUGAGUAAAGGAAAUAUACACUUGCGGCACUUGUGUAAAGUUUCGAACAUCAACGGAAGGUCUCCCACUAUUUCUGGGGGAUUUACACACUAUAAAAAUUCAUAUUCUUUAUCGAUUCGUUUAAAAUGUUGAAUUAAUUAGAGUUCAGUAGCGCUGUGAAAAAUUGGCUUUACCUGAUGUUCGAUUUAAAACACGCCACAAUUAUUAGUCACACCUCAGCUCAUUAUCCGUUUCUUUAGGAUGUGAACGACAGAGCAAUAACAUGCACAUUCUCUCGCGAUGAUAGGUUUAUUGUUUGGGAUUUAUUUAUUAUUUCUGCAAAUAAAUAAAUAAACCAUUUCACUUCCAAAAUCUGACUCAGUACUUUAUUAUACGACAGUUUUGGUCAACAUGGCGAGCAGGAAAAAGAUUUUGUUUUAAAGAUGCAGCCAAAGUCGGAAAUUUGGCGACUUGUGCUUGGUGGUAGCUAUAGGAAGUUAAGUGGUCCGUAAAUAGUGGAACGUAAAGAUGCGAAAUAAUCCUUUUUAAAAUAUGUUUUUCUAUUACGAUUGUGUAACACUAGUACAAAGUGGGUCGCCGCUCUCGUUCAAGAGAGAAAGAGGUCGGAUGUGCCCCUCUGGCGCGCUAUUCAUGGGCGAAAACUAUGCGCAUUAAGCAAGCGCUAUUUGGUAACAAGGAAAAACGGUGAGGAAUUGACAAUUUAACCGAUUUUGUAUCUUGAUCAACAGUGAUCUCCUGCUGGAAGCUGCCGAAUGCCUUCUCCUCCCGAAAAGGAAAUCACAGAUACAUAGUCAUAGAGUUGUGCCCAGGCGACCCACUACAGUAAACCAUGUACUGUAUGCUAUUGGUGGAAUGAGCCGCAGAGAGGCCAGUAAAAGUGGGGAAAAGUAUGACCCACGAGAGAGAAAAUGGAAAACUAUCGGUAAAGUUUAUAGCUCCUAUUUCUUUCUUUCUUUCUUUCUCCGUCCCUCCCUACUUUUCUGUCUAUCCGUCUGUCUGUAUGUCUUGUCUUAAUUCCCUCUGGCAUUAAUUAGAAUCAAACUGAAAAAAAAAGUAAAUACGAAAUAUUUUCCGAGUGUUUACACAUCAAAACUCACAUUUUCCAAAAAAAAUUAAAAUUUUUAUCCUUUUUCGCCUCCUGUGUACUGUACAUGGUUCUGGACUGUACAAGUCUCAUAAUGUGAGGUGGCCCCAAAACAGCUUCUUCAUGAUUUGUUUAUCGUGGAAAAUUGUGCUAGGUAUAAUUUUCCAACUUCGUAAUUUGCGGACCUUGUCGUUGUCCUCCAUCCUCGACCGACAUGGCUCCCUUUUGCUCCCCUGUUUGUUUGUUCGUCUGGUUAUUAAACGCAUUCAUUUGAUAUUUUGUGGUUUCUUUCGAAUGGAAGUUAGCUGUCUGGUAAUAGAUUAAGGCUUCUUUAAAACCUCGUCACUUUGGAGAGCUCAACAAGUAUUUUUCUGGUCUUCUUCUCUUAGGUGACAUGAACAUUUGCCGCUGGGGUGCUGCGGUAGGUGCUUUAGGUCCAUUUCUUUACAUCUGUGGUGGCAGCGAUGAUGCAUCGCGACUGGAGACAGUGGAAAGGUUCGAUCCAUUUUCUAAUGUCUGGGUACCGUCUGUCCCAAUGUCGUCCAGUCGUAAUGGUGUUGGUGUAACGGCAGGAAAUGGGAGAAUUUACGCUAUAGGUGGGUUCUAUAGAGGAAUCAAGGUUGACCUCUUACAACUAGUUCCGGUUGUUCGAAGGUUGGAUGACGCUUUCCAAUAGAUAAAUCUUUAUCAGGUAGAUAGGGCAGUACGUUUUGGUAACACUUAUCUGUUGGAUAGCGAUUUAUCUGUUGGAUAGUGUUAUCUGUCCUUUGAACAACUCGUCUCUGAUUGAUAACGUUAAAGAUUAAGAAUCGCGUCUGGCUAUUCUGUUGUUACGCAGACAGUGAGUGUACACCACAUGAAUAUGUUUAGAAUAUAGCUCAGCGAUGUGUGCUUCGUGUAAUCUAUUGUGUCGCUUGGAAAGGUGAGAAACGCUGUGCUCUUAUAGUCAGUGCGCUGGGCUUCAGGUCGAGAGGUGAGGGUUUUGGGUCAAGAGGUGAGGGCCUCUCUCCACUUGCAGGUUUCGGUAUAGGCGAAUGCCAGGAAAGUGUUAUUGAAAGCUGACGAAUUUUUGGGGUAAGGUAACCUUUUUUGAACUGUUAUUCCAUUCAGGGGGGAGUCGCAAUGCCGCGCAAACAAAAUAAGCUUAUUCCAGUGGGACGAUUGGGCUUGGAGGCUUGAAAUGUGUCUCUUGAGAAGUGCCAUCGCUUUUUUUUCGGGCUCUUUCUUUUUUUUUCGUCAUCAGUUACUUGUUUUCCCAAGCCUGUAACCACCCUCUUCUUCCAAGAUUGUGAGAAUGUUACAAAACUUUACUUGGUACGUUUUCAUAAAUUCUUGUGAACGUCUAUAUUUUGCGUUUCUAGGUGGUUUUGAUGGCUCGAUGCCGCUGAACACAGCCGAGUAUUAUGACCCCAAGAAUGGAAAGUGGAUGGAGAUUGCUCGUAUGAACCAGUGUCGGUUUGGUGUGGGGUGUGCUGUAAUGAAUGAUGUGGUGUAUGCUGUUGGAGGCUCCGAUGGAACAAAUCUUAGAACUGUGGAAAGAUAUGAACCAGUCACAAACACAUGGAUGAUGGUCGCAUCCAUGAGUACAGCAAGGUGGGUUUGAUAACUUGAUUUAGCUCACAUAUUUUAAAACAGUAUUCGUCAAAUAAAGUAUAGAAUGAACAUUAGUUAAAUUAUCUUGCCUGGGAACAAAAAUGGCGUUUAUUCCGCACUACUAUUAAGUCGUCCGUUUCGUUCCCAAAACUGUCUUUCGCACGAGUGACAAUUUCGCAGAGUAUUAGAUUUGAAUACCGUGACAUAUUAUGAAACGUUGCCAUUUACAUGUUACUGAUUGUUACGUAGACAUAUUCGGUAUUACGAGAAAAAUGUUCAAUGGCCUUCUUAUUGAUCAGUCGAUCUAGUUGGUUUAUUCAUCAGAGUUAGUCACUAUAUCAUGCCACAAUUGUGGCAUUACUUCAAUCAUUACAUGCUGAAUUAUAUCCCUCACCCCUGCUAACUCCAGCCCCCCUUACCGAAUCCUACCCCCACUCCCAAGAGAUACUCGAAACCACAUUCCAGGAGGAAAGUUUUCAUACCAUAAGGAAAGCAUUAGCUAACAUACAGCGUGUAAACGUUUUCUUUAUCACUCCUCGCAUAUAUGUUAUCUAGUUACUUGUUAGAAGAUAACGGUGCAUCUCGUAUCUUUUCUGUAGAAAACAAGUGGGCGUGGCUACUUUAGGAGGAUACCUUUACGCCAUCGGAGGUUGUGAUCACGGUCACAGGUAUGACACAGUGGAGAGAUACGAUCCUGGCAAAGAUGAGUGGGUGCCUGUGGCAUCGAUGAGUACUCCUCGCAGUGGAUGUGGAGUAGGAGUCCUGGACGGCUUUAUUUAUGUGGUUGGAGGAUACGAUGGGACUUCGUAUCUUAGUUCAGUUGAAAGGUAAGUUUGUUUGAGUAAGACUAGUUGACCAAUUAAUUGAAUUUUUUUAUCUAUAACAUAAAACUUCCUGACGGCAAGCACGGAUGAUUUGAAUAAAGCCAGGCGAAGUCCAUUCUGAAUUGAAAAUAUAAAGCUUUGAUAGUUUGUUACUAAUCUAUUCAUGAAGGAAGUAACCACGCAUAGAGAGAAUUACCACGCUCAGCCCUAGUUCUAUUUCGCCAAAUUGCAGCAGUCAUCCCAGUUUCAAUACAGUUCUGAUUUAGUGAAAGCAAAAUAUAUCCACAUACUAAUAUAUAUUGCACUUAGUCGAUUAGUCACAUGGUAUUGCAUCUUUGUCAUAAUGAAAAGCUACAGUAAUUGAUGUUUUUUUUACUUCUUAUUGGAAAUGUUGCAUCGUAUCAGGCGCUCGAGACGGGUUAGGACAAGAAUCCUGGUAAUAUACAUUUCAUUCUCUUGUUUGCCUGUGUUAAAACUAACACUCCAUAUCUUCUUCAUAUACUGUCAGAUACGACCCUUUAUCAAAUGAAUGGCACCAAGCACCACCUUUGAGUCAGCCAAGGGACUGUGUGGCAGUUUGUGUGGCAAGCUGUAAAAGGACUUUUCACAAUAAGAGACUUUUUGAUUCGACGUCAGCGAGUGCAAGACCGCAUACAUAAAAACGUUCUUUUAAACCUGGCUUCAGGUACAUUCAAAGAUAAUUGGUGUGUUUUAUCUGUCGUUUGUUCCUCACAAACGAAGAACGCCUUGAGUUGCGGUCUCAGUGGUGAUGGGAGAGUCACGUGGUACACAUGAUCGAAGUGCAGGUGUAAUAACAUUAAGUGAAAAAUACAUGGCUCACAGGAGCUGAGAGAACCACAGACGCAAAAGAAAGAGAAAUGGAUUAAUUAUAAUAGAGAACAGCGUAAUGAAUUGAAAGUAUGUGUAAACGCAAUGGUUAUUCUGACCUAUACUGUUAGGAAACAGUCAUCUCUGAGACUAAUCUCGGUACUCGUUUCGUACGAAGCGACUCAAUAACUUCUGAUACUGUAUGUGGCGCGAUCGAACUAAAAAUAUAUCCAAUUUACCGUAACAUAAAUUGAAGGUAUUUGACUCGAGAUAAAACAAGAAAAUGAAAGAGAAAAAGUCCUUCCUCCCUAAAGUCUUCGUUUUGUUUGUUCGUGUAGUACAGAGUAUUUUCCAAUUGUAGAUUUUAUAAAUUGGGUUUUGUGACUUGUGUCGAGUAAAGACACAUAGUGUGCAUAACGUUGACUACAGUUUCGUAGUUUCAGAAAUACUAUGACGAUUAUGAUUUAUCUUACUUCGAACAAUAUCGUAGAAAAAUUAUUACAGGGGAGAAAGUGACGUCGUCUUAGAGCCAUGAGAAGUUUUCUGAUUCAAUUUGAGGAAAGUUGCUUUCAAGCUUUUCUCUCUUUUCGGGGAAGGAAUUGAUAACUAUCAAUCAUCAAAAAUGUGUGUUGUGAAUUGCCUUAUAGGAAAACAAAACUAGCUUUAUAUUUAAACGACUUCGAUGAAAAACAAUUGAAUGAAGACGUGCAGCAAGGACUAGAUUCUACCUUAAUUAAUAAGAAUCUUUUUCUGUAGAGAGAAUGGACAUUUAUGCUUAUUGAAAAUCAUCCAUUAUAGCCCUCACGCAGUGUGUCUCAAGAAGAAUUGCUUCGUGACAGAAGCUAACUUAAUUUAUGUUUAGGAUUACAGACAGGACAAAUCAAUAGAAGAUUGUAAGAAGUAGCAGAAUGAACAAUACCGUUUAAAUAGGUUGUAGAUAGAUAGUGCACAUUCGUUUGAAAAGAACCCUAUUGAACAAGUUUCAUUGAAACGCAAAUAUUAUUGUCAGAUAUUUAUCCAUGAAAUACAG
Messenger RNA from Pocillopora meandrina, 18877 nucleotides. Lineage: Eukaryota; Metazoa; Cnidaria; Anthozoa; Scleractinia; Pocilloporidae. The record is from the annotation of a GenBank genome assembly.